AGGAAAAAAACCCGAAGGUUCUGAAAAUAGCUAACCGUUGCGUGGUGCGCAAACUAGAUGUUGUCGUAGCAGCGGUGCAGUUGGACUUUCUUAAAUUUAACCAUGGGAUCUGUAGUUUUACGAACUGGACAGCGAAUGCCCUUGGUUGGCUUGGGAACGUGGCAGGCUGCUCCUGAAGAAGUUGAACGGGCUGUCGAGGCUGCUCUCGAAGCCGGCUACCGGCUUUUCGACACUGCAUUUAACUACAACAAUGAGGGAGCUAUUGGUAAUUCGUUAAAACGAUGGAUAGAGGCCGGAAAAGUUAAAAGGGAAGACUUGUUUAUUGUGACUAAGCUGCCACACAUUGGUAAUCGUGCUAGUGAUGUACCAAAAUAUCUUGAUAAAUCAUUGAAACGAUUGCAGCUGAGCUAUAUUGAUCUUUAUUUGGUGCAUAUGCCAUUUGGCUUUAUUCCUGAUGCUACUGGUGAUGUCCCUGCUAUAAAUGCAGAUGGAAGUUUUGUACUGGACCUUAAAACAGAUCACAAUGCAGUAUGGAAGGCCAUGGAAGAACAAGUUGAUGCUGGUAAAACCAAAGCUAUAGGAAUAUCAAAUUUCAACAUCUCUCAGAUGGAACGUUUGAUUGUAAAUUCUCGUAUCCAUCCAGCUAAUCUUCAGGUGGAAAUGCACGCAUACUUGCAACAAAAAGAGUUAAGAAUAUUUUGUGAAACGAAUGGAAUUGUGGUCACAGCAUAUUCACCACUGGGAUCACCAGGAGCUAAGCAACAUUGGCAGAAGAAAUAUAAUUACAGCCCAGAAAAUUUUCCUGAUCUUCUGGGUCACCCAGCAGUGCAGCAAAUAGCAGAUGCACAUGAAAGGACACCUGCCCAGAUUCUCUUGAGGCACCUUGUGCAACAACACAUAGUUGUCAUACCAAAGAGUACCAGUCCAGAGCGAAUAAAGCAGAACUUUAAGAUAUUCGAUUUUGAAUUAACACCAGGAGAGAUGGAAAUAUUAAACAACUUGGACCAUGGAGAACAAGGACGUAUUUUGGAUUUUGGCUUCUUCAAAGGGGUUGAAAACCAUCCUGAGUAUCCCUUCAAGGGAACAAAGAAAGAUACUCAUAAUGCUGUCAACAAUGUUUUCUCAUCAGAAGAAAAACAAGUGGCUAAGCCACUUAAUGCCCUCUGUGUGCAAAAUGUUUGAGGAAUUUAGUACAAGGGCUCCCUGAGUCUCGGGGAGUGCCAGAAGAAGACAGCGAGUCGUGCCGUUGAAAUAUCGAGCAAGAACAACACAAACAACCAGCAGAAGACCCAUUUAUUCAACAUGUCAAGAAGAGAGCAUGUUUAGAAACUGAUGGUGGAAAGCAAACAAAAUCUGUUGAUAAGUUGUCAGAGAGAGCAGAGAAGACAAUGGAUAGUGCACUUUGUUGGCAGUUAUACACUUGAAGCAUGUACAUGAGUAAUGCAGUAUGGAACAUUUUGCAGUUUUUAGGAAAUCGACAAAAACUGUUAAUUCCAUAGAAUUAUUGGAUAUAAUGUAAUAGCAGAUAUGGAUUGUUUGUGCAUACAGACUGCUGAAAAUACAUCGUUGUGCUUCUUAAAAUGGCACU
This is a messenger RNA of Schistocerca nitens (vagrant locust), 1588 nucleotides long. RefSeq names its product 1,5-anhydro-D-fructose reductase-like. Bases 103 to 1182 code for a protein of 359 amino acids. Gene Ontology annotation, cellular component: cytosol. The transcript is spliced from 8 exons. The record is from RefSeq and is a predicted model, not a curated record. Gene Ontology annotation, molecular function: aldose reductase (NADPH) activity. Lineage: Eukaryota; Metazoa; Arthropoda; Insecta; Orthoptera; Acrididae.